Pecten maximus is the source of this 2223-nucleotide messenger RNA. RefSeq lists its product as uncharacterized. The record is from RefSeq and is a predicted model, not a curated record. Gene Ontology annotation, molecular function: nucleic acid binding; aspartic-type endopeptidase activity; zinc ion binding. Lineage: Eukaryota; Metazoa; Mollusca; Bivalvia; Pectinida; Pectinidae. Gene Ontology annotation, biological process: proteolysis. The coding region runs from base 1 to 2223 and encodes 740 amino acids. The transcript has a single exon.
AUGGCGCAGGCAACCAGUUAUUUGCCAGAAUUAGGUGGAGUUGGAGUGUUUGACUGUUCAGACACAGCAGCAAUCGGACCGCGUUGGAAAAGAUGGCUGCGGGCUUUCGACUUGUACGCGGGAGGGAGAGGGGUGAAGGACCCUGCCCAGAAGAAGUCUCUGUUGUUGCAUUGUUCGGGGCUUAGUGUACAGGACAUCUUCUUUACCCUAACAGAAAGUACGGAGGGGGCUGACGUGUACGAGAAAACAGUGAGUACGCUCAAUAAACAUUUUACACCUGAAGUGAACAUUCCCUAUGAGAGACAUUUGUUUAGAAGCAUGUCGCAGAAAGCUGAUGAAACUGUAGAACAAUUUAUAACACGUUUGAGACAGAAGGCGGAGACAUGUGAGUUUGGUGAUCUUAAUGCUGUGAACGAACAGAUUAGAGAUCAGGUGAUUGAAAAGUGUUCUCAACAUCACCUACGUCGCAAGUUACUGGAAAAGGGGAGAACUCUGACACUUGUACAGCUACGAGAAAUCGCUAGGGCCAUGGAGCAAUCCGAGAGACAAGCACGGAACAUAGAGGGGAUAGAGGAAGUAAACAAGGUAGCAUGGGGCGCCAAGGGGGCCAAAAGUAGAACUUUCUCUAGACCAAGGAAAGACAACCGGAAGUCUGGUAACACUAACAGUCACAGAGUAAUAGGGCCAUGUUAUAACUGUGGUAGGGAAGGACACCUAGCCAAAGAUGAUAAGUGCCCAGCUAAAGGACAAAAGUGUCGGAAAUGUCAUGGAGUUGGACAUUUUGAGGCAAGAUGUAAGUCCAAGGGUCAGAAAUCUACGGUUCGCCAAGUUUCGAGUGAGGGACCUGCAAAUUAUGCCUUUAGUGUACAUGGUACUUCAGGUCAGACUCAAAACAGUAUUGUCAUUAAUAUUGGAGGGAUCCAGAUGGAGGCUAUUAUUGACUCUGGAGCCAGCUGUAACGUUAUGAACAGGGGCACAUGGGAAACACUUAAAAGACAGUCUAUUAAGUGUACAUCAAAGAAGAGUGACAAACACAUUUUUGUGUAUGGUAGCCAGACACCGAUUCAUGCGGUUGGAUCAUUUGUAGCCCGUAUCGCAUAUAAUGAUAGAUACGAGGACGGCGUGGAGUUUCUGGUUAUAGAGGGAAGGGGCCAGACCCUUCUUGGUAAAGACACCUCAAUAAAACUAGGGGUUCUGAGGUUGGGACCACUACCGUCACCUAAUGAGAGACAUGAUAUUAACAAAGUGUCUACAACUCUGGGGAUCAAGGACGAGUUGAUUAGGAAGUAUCCCAAGGCAUUCCAGGGAUUAGGAACUUUGAGGAAUUUUGAACUUGAAAUCUCACUUGACCCCGAGGUCAAACCUAUUGCACAACCACUUAGGAGGGUGCCUUACAACCUGAGGGACAGACUUGAAAAGAAACUACUGGAACUUGAGGACUUGGACAUAAUUGAGCCAGUACAUGGACCCACAUCUUGGGUUUCUCCGAUCGUGGUGGUACCAAAAGGGGACACUGACAUUAGAUUGUGUGUAGAUAUGCGACAGGCCAACACGGCUGUCCUACGCGAACGAUUCCCCAUCCCCACUGUUGAUGAGGUACUGCAAGACAUGAACUGUAGCAAGGUUUUUAGCAAGAUAGAUAUUAAGUGGGCCUACCACCAGAUUAUGUUAGCAGAGAAGUCUAGAGACAUUACAACUUUUGUGACCCACAAGGGUUUGUAUAGGUACAAAAGGUUGAUGUUUGGGGUAAGUUGUGCGCCAGAAAUGUUUCAAAAAGUUGUACAGCAAGUGUUGCAAGGUUGUGAGGGAGUUCAAAAUAUCAUGGAUGAUGUUAUUGUACAUGGUAGUAGUCAAGAUGAGCAUGACCAGAGGCUGAGAGAAGCUGUGAGAGUCCUGAGUGAGACGGGAAUGACAUUGAACAGUGACAAAUGUGAAUUUAAUAUGUCAAAACUUGUGUUCAUGGGUCAUGUAUUAUCUGAAAAGGGGAUCGGUCCGUCCGAGGUCAAGGUCAAGGCCGUUCUUGAUGCGCGUGAGCCGACUACUGCGAGCGAAGUACGAAGCUUCCUAGGUCUUGUGAAUUACAGUGCUCGGUUUAUUCCGGACUUAGCUACGAUAUCCGCUCCGUUACGGAAACUGACGAAAAAGGACGAAGAAUUUGUCUGGGGGGCAGAACAACAGGUCGCCAUCACCAUGGCCCGACCCCUAAGGAAUAAUGCGGCCUAA